Boleophthalmus pectinirostris (great blue-spotted mudskipper) is the source of this 1977-nucleotide messenger RNA. Its product is annotated as sodium channel subunit beta-3-like. The record is from RefSeq and is a predicted model, not a curated record. Lineage: Eukaryota; Metazoa; Chordata; Actinopteri; Gobiiformes; Gobiidae. The coding region runs from base 84 to 683 and encodes 199 amino acids. The transcript is spliced from 3 exons.
UGUCUUUAAAUGCUCCGUUCUGCCCACGCGCUUCUGUGAACCUGUUGUCAUGUUGAUUAUAUCCAAAUAUUUGAUAGAUUUUCAUGUUUUUUUCCCGCAGGACGUUGAGGAUGUUGAAGUUUCAGUUGCUCCUGGUGCUUUUCUUCGUUCUUCUGUGUUUCUCUGGUGCCGUGGAUUCGUGCAUCUUCAAGAAGCACGAGAACGACUCAGUGACUCUGGAGUUUAACUUCCCUCCUAAAUUCGCCUCCAAACCUGUGGACAUCAUCUGUGUACAGAACCAAUCCAGGGAGUUCUUCCACCAAGACAAUGGUAAAGAAGAGACAGAUUACCAGAACAAGCACUUCAGAGGCCGAGUCCAAGCCAAUGUAACCGCCCUGAGAGACGGGGUGUUCAAGACUCACAUCUCCCCCCUCCUCCUGGGAGACUCAGGCCUGUACUCCUGCAACAUCCAGCGCGGCAGUGAGGUCCAAAAGACCAGCGACUGUCGUCUGUCUGUGUCCGCUGCUCCUGAAUCCACACAAGAACCACCAGAAGAACAACCAGGUCACGCUUUGACUGGACUGUGGGCUGCGCUGGGGCUUGUGGGGAUCGUGGUGUUCAUAACAGUGUUUUUAUUGGUCUGGUUCAGGUCUCAGGUCCUGGUUCAGGUCUCAGAUCCUGGUCUGGUUCAGGUCAGAUCCUAAAAACCCUCCACAGAACCAGAGUGACGUGAUCUAACUGCUGCUCUGUUCUCGUCGUGUUGUGGAAAGGCUCCUGAGUCGUUAACUCUUUCCCCCAUGAAGACGACAUUUGACGACCCCUCGUGUUUCCUUAAUCACGUCUUUUGAAACCUCCGCUGUUUCACUAAAGACGUGAUUUGACGAACAUUAGAAACGACUCGGUUUUUCACAUUUAAACAGAGACUGUGAUUGGUCGGGGCCACUACAACCCACACUAGACGGACCAAUAGGAUUCAAGGAGAUGUUUUCGCCAUUAAUCGAAGUAGUGACAAUUGUAGCUUCCAGAAAAAACACAACACGAAACACGAGCAAUAGAAAGAUCACGACGCUGCGGCGCAGUUUUAGAAAUAAUGAGGAGCGGACGUAUUUUAUGGAUAAGUUUAGAGAAAGUGACUUUUAUAGAUUUCAAAGUGAUGAUGAAGUUGAUUAUAAAGUGGAAACAGCGACGGAAUUUCAGAAAGUGAAACUCAUGAAGAUGAGAAUGCAGCUGAUGCGUCUGUGUGGAUCCUGCGAUGUCCAAACAAACUAUCCAGGACUUUAUACUCGAUUAUGAACCAAAAUUGCCCUGAAAUCUGGAUGUUGCUCAGACGAGUCCUUUAAAAUAUUUCAGUCUUUUUUUUCCAAGAUGCGACGUAUAACAGAAUCACUACAGAAACAAACACUUAUGUGGAGCUCUGCACACGAGAAAAUAACCAAGAUGAUAAAUACUGAACACACACUGACGGGGAAGAGUUUUAUUAUUAUAUUAUUAUAUUAUAAUAAGAUAAAUGAUUUGAAUAAGUUAAAUGGAAAAAAUGAAUUAGGCACACACAGGUGAACAACAGGUAAAAACAGGUAAAAACAGGUGCACACUUGGCUUCACUGUAUCUGCUGAUAUGAAAUCUGUUUAAAUACUUUGACAAAGUAUAUUUUAAAUUUUUUUUAUGAAAAUGGUGCUCAGAACAUGCAGAUAUCAGACGCUGAAUAUAGUUUUUUUUUUUGUUUUCGAUUUUGCACUGAGCAGGUAAACUCUCAUGUUCAGUGAGCUGUUAUAAACCUGUAAAUGAGUCGAAUCACAUUUAAACAUCCAGAAAUGAAGAGUUCAGAGUCUGAAGUUUCCAGAGAUACAAAUAUGUCUGUGUUACAAUGAAGUUCAUGAGUGUAAAAAUCAUUUAUAAUCAUUCGUAGAAGUUUGUUUUAUUUUAUGCAGUUAUGCUCUAAGUGUAGAACUAGUAACAUAUGUGUGUGUUGUUCCUAGUCGACGUCCAGGGGGAAAGAA